AUGACACAAGCCUCCUCCGAUCCCCCGGAUAUAGAGAACCAACGCUCGGGUGCAAUACCAACCACCGAUGGAGUGUCGUCUCGGCAGCCGGCCCGCCAGACGCAGACACCCCUUUGCUUGAGCGACUUCCCGCCCGCCGUCAACCCGUUUGAUGCUCGAAUCGCCCAGCUCGCAUCCGACAGCGCCGCAUCCAAUGUCGCCCGCGACCCCGGCAGCUGCAUCCUGCUUGACGGGAGCCCCAAGGAUGCCGAUGCCGAUGCCGAUGCCGAUGCCGAUGCCGGCGCUGGCUUUGGCGUCUUGGGCUCUCUGCCCAGCCGUCGAGUCCUCCCGGCACCAUCGCAAGAUGAGGGGCCGGGGGCUGUUAUAGAGACCAAAGAGGGCCGCUGCGUUGCAAACGAUUCCGUUGCCGGGCAUGGCCGUGGACAAGACGGCGGCGCUGGUGCCGACCGCGGCAAGGGUAAAAGGCCCCUUGUCGACGAGUUCCGUAGGUCUUUCUGGCUCAUCGCCACCCACAGCUGGCUCAACGUUCUGCUGGUGUUUGUGCCUGUCGGCAUAGCCGUGGCCAACAUCCACGGCGUCCACGGCGGCAUAGUCUUCGCCAUGAACUGCAUUGCCAUUGUGCCCCUUGCCGGUUUGCUCAGUCACGCCACCGAGUCCGUGGCCAGCAAGAUGGGCGACUCGCUCGGCGCCUUGCUCAAUGUCACCUUUGGGAAUGCCGUCGAGCUCAUCAUCUUCAUCAUCGCCCUGGUGAAGAACCAGAUCCGCAUCGUGCAGGCGUCCCUGCUGGGCUCAAUACUGGCCAACCUGUUGCUCAUCCUGGGCAUGGGCUUUUUCUUGGGCGGGCUCCGCUACCGAGAGCAGAUUUACAACUGCACCGUCACCCAGAUGAGUGCUUGUCUGCUUAGCCUCAGUGUCAUUAGCUUGGUGCUGCCUACGGCCUUUCACGCAUCUUUCAAGGAUUCCAAACGUGCCGAUGCCCAGUCUUUGAAAAUAAGCCGUGGCACCAGCGUGGUCCUGCUGGCGGUGUACAUCAUUUAUCUGCUUUUCCAGCUCAAGUCUCACGCAUUCUUGUACGAAUCGACACCGCAGCACAUUGUCGAUGCUGAAUCGACGCCCGGUCCGGCUGCUGCCUGGCUGGACACCUCUAGCAGCUCAGACUCGGACUCGUCGUCGAGUUCCGACUCGAACUCGUCGAUCCACUCUCGCGACACUAUCGGUCGCAAGAUGAAGAAGGUUCUGCGUGGUGGGCGACGACGAAAGUCCUCCCUCGCCUCGAUGGACGCAAACGACGUCAAAGCAACGCAGACCAGUUCCGCGGCGCCGCCUGGCGGUGGAAACCCCAGCCCUGGUGACGAAGCGGUAUCUGAGGCAUCGUCGUCCCGCAAACACUACUUUGCUCGUGUGCCACCGUCAACGGAUGAGGUAGACAGCUCGGAUGACGAGGAAGGCAGCAGCCGGCGUCGGAAGCGUCGGCACCGCCAUCGCUCGCGCAGAAAGCACAGGAAGAGAGAGCGUCGGGACAAGAAAAGCUCGCCACGCCCUGCAGGCGCGCAGGACGAGGCCGGGCUGCAGGAUCGAAUCCACUCGGACACGCGCCGCGUCGACUUUGCGAUCCCUCCGCCUGGGACAACAGCAUCUGACGCAGCUGCGGCGGCGGCGGCGGGCUCAAGCGGCAACGAGUCUGCCACUCCCAAGCGGCCAUUAUCCGCCUUUCGAUCCGUCUCCAUCAAGACGUUUGCGCCGACCGUCUUUGCGCAGAAGCCCAACGCGGCGGGGGCGGGGGCGGCGCCUCCCAUCCUAACCGGUCCGGUGCCUCGGGUUCGGUACGGCAUCAGGCGCACCAACUCCCUCCCCGACAGGCUGGGCCAGCAUCACCUACGUCCCGCCGGCGCCAUGCUGCCCGCGCAGAUCCCUCUGGCGUCGCUAAACGCCGCGGCCGCAGCCACCAGCGACGCCCCAGACGUCCAGGAGGAGCACCUGACCCGCGCGGCCGCCAUCAUUCUCCUCCUCACGACGACGGCCCUGGUUGCGCUGUGCGCCGAGUUCCUGGUCGGCUCCAUCAGAGAGGUGACGGAGAGCUCGAGCCUGGGGGAGAUAUUCAUUGGCCUUAUCAUCCUCCCGAUUGUCGGCAACGCCGCGGAGCACGUGACCGCGGUGACGGUGGCGAUGAAGAACAAGAUGGACUUGGCCAUAGGCGUGGCCGUGGGCAGUUCCAUCCAGAUUGCGCUGUUUGUGACGCCGCUGGUGGUUAUCCUGGGAUGGAUCAUGAACAAGGAGAUGACCUUGUACUUUACGCUGUUCGAGACGGUGUGCCUCUUUGUCUCGGCCUUUAUCGUCAACUUUCUGGUGCUGGACGGGCGCAGCAACUACCUCGAGGGCGCGCUUCUGUGCGCCGUCUACUUCAUCAUUGCCGUCGUGGCGUUUUUCUUUCCCAACGACGACGAGGCGAACAACUGGGGCCACUAG
Ustilaginoidea virens is the source of this 2466-nucleotide messenger RNA. RefSeq lists its product as uncharacterized. Gene Ontology annotation, biological process: intracellular calcium ion homeostasis; calcium ion transmembrane transport. Bases 1 to 2466 code for a protein of 821 amino acids. The transcript has 4 exons. Gene Ontology annotation, cellular component: fungal-type vacuole membrane. Lineage: Eukaryota; Fungi; Ascomycota; Sordariomycetes; Hypocreales; Clavicipitaceae. The record is from RefSeq and is a predicted model, not a curated record. Gene Ontology annotation, molecular function: calcium:proton antiporter activity.